AUGUCUUCCAAAUCCAUUGACUUAACUGGCGCCUCGCCACCGACAGCAGGUAUGCCUCCUCCUUUAGUAAAACUAGAGCAAGCUCUAUUACCGGCUACUAUCACCCAAGAGCAGACAUCAGAGCAAAAUCCAUACUUUAUAUAUAAGAAGGAGUGUCGCAUUGCUUGGAUUAAGUACCUAGGCCUCCUGGGAAGGGUCAAGCUCCGCGAGGGGCUUGACCGGCUCCCAUUCUUUUACGGAAUGCCGCCAGAAAACGUAGCUCUACAAAUCGAUCCAGAACGAUUAGAGAUGAUCCAGAAAGCAGCGACCAGCGAUCCUAGAAACUCACUUAUCACACUCAAAGCAGUCUUGAGCACUCUGCGAGAUCGACCUCAGCCGUCUCAUAUCGCAUGGGACAUGCUCCAGCAACAGCUAUCGGACCCGCGUGCCAUCAAAAAUUUCACCAGAGACCGGGACAUAAUCAAGCGCUGGGAGGCUUUAGGCUCCCGAAAUUCUAUGCAUCUCCUGAAUCCCGCCCAAGCGUCGCCCGAGCAGGCUACGGCCUUUAAAGAAAUCCAACCGUCCAUGCUUCGCUUAGUGGGUAUACAAACAAACGAGGAAGACCCAGCCAGUUCACCAGGCUACGUGCUCUCUAUGGCCUCUUUCGAAAGGUCAAUCUGGAAAGGGGAGAAAGCGUCGAAUGAAAUCGAGCGCCGACAGUGCGCCAAUAUGGCGCUGCGAUCCCUGCAAAAGUUUAUGGACGCACAAAAGAAUGAAGCGGUAAUCGACAAGAUGGUAGGAUUUCAGAAACACUACGAAGCAUUGGAGGCUCUCGGCUUAAAGUAA
Molecule: messenger RNA, 825 nt
Organism: Fusarium subglutinans
Lineage: Eukaryota; Fungi; Ascomycota; Sordariomycetes; Hypocreales; Nectriaceae
Exons: 3
Coding region: 1-825 (274 amino acids)
Source: RefSeq, a predicted model, not a curated record